AAAUGAACCCUAGUCUUGCGAAUCUGUUGGUCGGUGAGGGCUCUGCCAAAGAGGAUCAGCAUCCUGGUGACUUGGCCAAUGACCUCAUCGACGAUUUGCUGAAGAAGCAGCCCAAAGAAGGCCACUACGAUUCGGACUCACGGGAUGAGUCCUGCCCGGCGAGGAGGAGAAGCAAGUGCAGCGUGGAUCGUCGACUCGAGUACUGGAAGGACAUGCUCCUCCAAAGACGAACCCUGCAGGAGAAGCUGCGCGCCCAGACAGGCAGGGGACCAGCCCAAAUGCUUCACAACCGUCCUCAGAGACCUGAAGACUUUCUGGAGAUAGUGGGCACAGCUCAAGAAACACCUGGCAGCGACAUGACAGAGCAAGAGAUAGUUCAUUUUUCACGUCCUGAUACCAUCUGUGGCUGUGUUCCCAGCCUACACGAGAUGAAAGUCCCCGAUAAGAUCUUCCGCGGCUUCAGUAACUUGGCCUUGGAUCUCAAUAGUAGCAGUUCCAUAGCCAGCGCUGAGCCUCGCCUAACUCGGAAGCGGUCCGGAUCCAAGGCGACGAUGCCCGACUCCACUCAGCCUUACUCCAUGACCAAUAAGUGCGGAGACAGCUGUGUAUUACAAUGCGUUCGCAUCAACGGAAUACACUACCGACCAGGCACGCCGGAGUUCUCGCCGAUCGUGGAGCGCACCUUCACCUGCCAUCCCUUCCAACGUCACGUUCGCACAGUGGUCCGCAUUGAGAACAGUGGUCGGGUGAUGCUGCGAUGCUGCUGGCGGCGAGUCAACUUCUUCUCCAACAAUGGAACACUUCUUAAGGACGAUUCCGAAAACUUUAUUUUCGACACCCAAUGCUUCCAGCUCCACAUCGGCGAAACCAGAGACGUGACGAUACUCUACCAGCCCCGGAAGGUGUCCAUUGUCAAGAUGCGAUGGCUGCUUUGCACCCAACCUGGUAUUUUUUUCCGCCGACCUUAUGGACUCACUCUAAAUGUCCAUGGACGUUGCACCCCGUCCAUGCAGUAUCUGGAGCGCCUGGCAGUUGAGAAGACCCGAGCCCGGCUCUUGUCGGUGGAGGAAAGUCUUUCGCUGAAACAAGACGAGCAGGCGCAGGAGAGGCCUGUGCUGUGCCCGUAUGUCCGUGAGAUUGAGGAACGGGAGGUUUUCAACAUCCUGAAUCAGAGGUAUUUCUGCCAAACCUAUGAAGAUCUGGAGAGGCUCCAUGCCUUCUUUGAGAAGAUAACCAGAUCAUCAAACUUAUGGGACCUCAGCGUGGAAUGCCUCUUCCACUAUGUGUUUGCUGUGCGGGAUGUAGAGGCGCGAAUCCAACUAUCCGAGGAACUAAAUACACUGCUGGAUGGGCUAAGGAAUCCUCUGGAACUUCCGCUGGCGGAGUCAGACUCCCCGAGGCUGCUGCAGAAGCGGGGCAAUUCAGGAUUUUUGUACGUCCGAGGACUUCUUGCCAGUCGCCUGGACGAAUGGGAGCAACUGGCAAUGGAGCUGGAGAAAAAGUCAGUCGAUUACAUGUACUUCAUCAAAUCCAUAUAUACGUUGUUGUACGGAAUGAUUGGCAACACAGUGGAAGAUAUAGUGUCCAUCAUCGAAUCCCUGCAGGAAUCUAGUGAGAUGUAGGA
Messenger RNA from Drosophila bipectinata, 1624 nucleotides. RefSeq lists its product as uncharacterized. NCBI's taxonomy places the organism in Eukaryota, Metazoa, Arthropoda, Insecta, Diptera, Drosophilidae. The record is from RefSeq and is a predicted model, not a curated record.